This is a messenger RNA of Papaver somniferum (opium poppy), 898 nucleotides long. RefSeq lists its product as uncharacterized. The transcript has 5 exons. Lineage: Eukaryota; Viridiplantae; Streptophyta; Magnoliopsida; Ranunculales; Papaveraceae. Bases 237 to 542 code for a protein of 101 amino acids. The record is from RefSeq and is a predicted model, not a curated record. Gene Ontology annotation, molecular function: protein binding.
UGGUCAUCUAGUAUUCUCUUGGUCAUUCCCUUUUUGUUUGUCGAGGCAACUGACGUGACAACAACAGCAGAAAAGAAGGUAGAUUCUUUUGAGCAGAAAAGGAGAUUUUUAUCGAGUAGAGGAACUCGUCCAAAUCUCAGAAUUGUAGCUCGAGAACUAUCAGGAACUGAAUUACCAAACUCACGCUACCAGGGCUUUGAUCCAAAUCUUUCGUUCUUGUGGCUGAACAUUUUAAAAUGGCUAUGCAUAUUCGUGUUAAGCGUGAAAAGACAACCUACUUUGUACAAUGUGAUCCAACGGAGACAAUUUUAGAUAUCAAGCAGAAGUUGCACACACUCAUCGAUCAACCAGUUAAUGAUCAGCGCUUGAUAUUAUUAGAAACUGGUCAUGUAUUAGAGGAUUCCAAGACAUUGGCAGAUCAAAAGGUUGAAAAUGAUGUUAUAGUAGCACUAACAUUGAGGAAAGAUGAUACAGAGUUUGAGGAUAUCAAAAUUAACCAGCCAGAUGAAAUGCACAGUCCCCGUGAAGCAGAUGGGUUCUGAAUUUGGUAAGCUGAAAAGAUUAUCUUCCAAGAUGGAGUACGGCGAUUUGUUGUCAUUUGUAAGUGUCAGAUGGCUCGUGGAUUUCUAUACUUAUAUUAUAAGUUUAUAACAAAGCUGGGCUUUAAACUAGGAAGGUUAUCUGUUAGUGUUUUUAUUAUAGAUGAAGAAAGUAUGUGACAGUUAACAUAAUGACCUCGUAGUUUGUCUGGUUCAUCGUUUAUGAUUAUACUUUUGAGGAGGUUCCUACUCUGAGUGCCCAGUGCAAGGUUGGUUUUGUAAUCAUAACAGUAUUAUGAUAAGCAGCGGAAUUUGUAUUCUACGCAGCGAGUUAUUCAUUCACUUGUUUGCGUCUUUUA